This is a messenger RNA of Hypoxylon fragiforme, 2778 nucleotides long. RefSeq names its product P-loop containing nucleoside triphosphate hydrolase protein. Lineage: Eukaryota; Fungi; Ascomycota; Sordariomycetes; Xylariales; Hypoxylaceae. The record is from RefSeq and is a predicted model, not a curated record. Gene Ontology annotation, molecular function: ATP binding; nucleic acid binding. The transcript is spliced from 10 exons. The coding region runs from base 1 to 2778 and encodes 925 amino acids.
AUGGAGCAGCAACGAGGAAUCUUCCAUAAAACAACUCUUGAUUCGACCACUUUACAGCAAAACACUUUCCAUACGACCACCCUUGCGGGCACUAAACGAUCAUAUACUAAUGUUCCUAAGACUGAGCAACAUGUCUCUGUAACCAAAGGCGUUGCAGUCGAAAGGCCGCUUCAAUUUGAGAGGGUAUCGGCUACGGGCAAGCAAGUUCCUGGACUCGCUGCUAGCGAAAUCAAGACGAUAGACCCUGAUACUGCUGGGCAACUAUCCGAGUAUUCUCAGCGUCGAAUAAUUUCUGCUACGCCUACAUCAACCAUCGAUCGGUCACUCUCCCUAGCCUUCCCGAGGUAUGGCCUGCCUCCAUCAUUAGUAAAUAAUUUGGAAGCUCUCGGCAUAAAGUAUAUUUAUCCUUGGCAAAAGCAAUGCCUGCUGGGGCCGGGUCUCUUGGCCGGGUCCAAAAACUUAGUCUACACGGCCCCAACCGGGGGCGGAAAAUCCCUCGUCGCUGACAUUCUGAUGCUGAAAAGAGUUUUGGAAGAUAGCAAUGCCAAAGCCUUGCUGAUACUGCCCUAUGUAGCACUGGUCCAAGAGAAGGUUCGAUGGCUACGGAACGUUGUCCAGGAUAUUAAGCGCGGGUCUUCUGACGAGAAAACCCCCGAAAGGGAAGAAAAUUCGCAUUGGCAAAGGCGGCCCGAUAAAGAUGCCAUCCGGGUUGUUGGCUUUUUCGGCGGCGGGAAGGUCAGGGCGACGUGGGCGGACUUUGAUAUCGGGGUUUGCACGUUCGAGAAGGCAAAUACACUCAUAAAUACUGCCAUUGAUGAUUGCACCAUCACCAAUUUGAGGGCUGUCGUGCUCGAUGAGCUCCACAUGAUAGAGGACGACCACCGUGGCUACCUGAUGGAGCUUAUUGCUACGAAGCUUCUGAGUCUAGAGAAUGGAUUACAGAUUAUUGGCAUGAGUGCAACCCUCUCUAAUAUCGAUCUAUUAUCACGUUGGUUAGAUGCCCAUAUCUAUAGCACAUUUUAUCGACCGGUACCUAUCGAAGAGUACCUCGUUCACGAAGGCAAAAUCUAUCCAGCGUCAUCGACAAGUGGUCUCCUCAAGGCAGCCAGUCAGCUUGCACCAGAUUCUGGACCAAGUCAAUCUCAGAAUCCUCCUGUUAGAGAAAUUCGGCCAAGCCUACACAAGGAAUUUAAAGAUCCGGUGCUAAAUGCCGUGGUUGCGUUGGCGGUGGAGACGGCGAAGUCGGGCUAUGGCGCUCUCGUAUUUUAUGGUUGCGAAUCCGAUGCGCGACUUAUUAGCCGCACAUUAUAUGAUACACAAUAUAUUGAACCUGCUAUAAUCGAGAAAAGGCUAGAUCUCCUGGCAGAUCUCCGUAGUCUCAGUACAGGCCUCGACCCAACUUUUGCAGACACAAUUCCAACCGGCGUUGCGUUCCAUCACGCAGGCUUGACAACAGAAGAGCGCGACUUGAUCGCCAAUGCCUACGAUGGCGGUGUCUUGAAGAUACUUGUGGCGACGUGUAGUCUCGCUGCGGGUAUAAAUCUUCCAGCCAGGAGAGUCAUUCUUCAUAAUGCGCGCAUGGGCCGAGACUUGGUCGGCCCAUCCAUGCUCCGUCAAAUGCGCGGCCGCGCGGGAAGAAAGGGGAAGGACGAAGUCGGCGAAACCUACUUGUGUUGUCGUAAAGAUGACCUGAAAGAUGUUAUUGACCUCAUGGCUGCCGAAUUGCCCCAAAUCUCAAGUGGUCUAACAACGGACAAGCAUCGCAUACAACGAGCACUGCUGGAAGUCAUCGCCAUCAGACUGGCGAACUCGAGAGAUACCGUGGAUGAUUAUAUGCAUAAGACUAUGCUGAACCACUCCACGACCCCUGACAUCAUAGAAUCUCAUGUUGAAUCCAGCCUACUGGAUUUAACCAAGAUGGGUUUCAUCCAGUGUGACGAGUCUGGUUCAUAUUCUGCGACGCAGCUCGGCAGGGCAGUUGUUUCUUCGUCGCUAGAACCGGAGGACGGCUCGUUCAUCCACCGUGAGAUGCAGCGAGCACUACGAGCCUUUGUGAUGGAUGGAGAAAUGCAUAUUCUCUACACCUUCACACCCGUGCAUGAAAUGUCUGUCACUGUUAAUUGGCAGGUUUUCAGAUCAGAGAUGGAUCGCCUCGAUGAGAGUGGGCUCCGCGUUAUGACCUUCCUCGGCCUAAAACCGACACAAGUCAACAAAAUGGCACAAGGUGGAGUACUCAGAGAAAGGACCGCUGAGGAAAAGGAGGUGGCUCGGAUCUACCGUAGAUUCUACCUUGCCCUUCAACUGAGGGAUCUCUGCAACGAGAAACCAAUUCAUGUGGUCUCUCAAAAGUACGAUGUCCCACGGGGUGCUGUUCAAACCCUUGCGCAAACCUGCCAGGGGUUUGCUGCUGGAAUGAUUAAAUUCUGCGAGCAUAUGAGUUGGGGGGCCAUGGCAGCCAUACUUGAUCACUAUUCGGAUAGAUUAAACGCGGGAGCCAAGUCAGAUUUAUUGGCGCUAUCAAAGAUUGCAUUCGUCAAAAGUCGGACCGCAAGAGUUUUCUACGAAAAUGGAUUCAAAACGGUGGCGGCAAUUGCGAAUGCGGAGCCGAAGGAACUUGUACCGAUUCUUAUACAGGCACAACCAAACAAAUUGAGGCUCAAAUCGAAGGAUGAGCAGAAAUAUGAAGAAAAGCUUCUAGUCAAAGCAACAGUGAUCACAGAAUCUGCGAACCGACUUUGGCAAUUGGAGAUGAUGCAACAGGUCUACGAAGAAGAAUAG